GUUUUGUCUGACUGACUCUGCUCACUCACCGACAUGGCUCUUCAUCUCAGAGUUCUUCUCCUCAUCACCGGACUCACAGGAAUUCACUGCAUAACAACAGUCAGUGAAGUGUCAGUGAAGGCCGGAGAUUCAAUCUCCAUCCCAUGUCUCUAUAGUUUACAGUACAUGAACCAUGUGAAAUACUUGUGUGAAGGAUAUUAUUGGUCCUCCUGCUCAUAUGCAGUUAAUACAAACCAACAAAAUUCAGGAAAGUUUUCAAUCUCUGAUGACAAAAACCAAAGAAUCUACACUGUGACUAUAAAAGAUCUGACGGAUGAGGACACUGACUACUGGUGUGCUGUGGAGAUUAACGGAGGGUCAGAUGUCAGAGAGUAUUUUCACCUGUCGGUCACCAGAGGUAUGCCCAGUCUCUAUGUGGAUCAUCAGGAGAUUACAGGAUUUAAAGGAGAUAAUAUAACCAUAAAUUGUCACAGUAACUCUGGAGAAAGUGCGUGGUGCAGGCUUGGCAGCUCCUGUGUGACGACAUCAUCUGGAUCAAUAGAUGGAACAAGAGUGACCAGCAAUGCAAGUGUCCCCAAUGUUUUCACUGUGACUAUGAGUGGACUGAGGACAGAGAGCAGCGGCUGGUAUUGGUGUGCUAAAGGAGACUUACAGAUGCCAGUACAUGUAACUGUUACUGAGCAACCUGCCACUAGAAUUCACAGCAUAACAACAGUCAAUGAAGUGUCAGUGAAGGCUGGAGAUUCAAUCUCCAUCCCAUGUCUCUAUGACUCACAGUACAUGAACCAUGUAAAAUACUUGUGUAAAGGAUAUUACAGGAAGUUCUGCUCUUAUGCAGUUACAACAAACCAACAAAAUUCAGAAAAGUUUUCAAUCUCUGAUGACAAAAGCCAAAGAAUCUUCACUGUGACUAUAAAGGAUCUGACAGAUGAGGACACUGAUUACUGGUGUGCUGUGAAGAUUGAUGGAGGGCUAGAUGUCGGAGAGUAUUUUCACCUGUCAGUCACCAGAGGUACGCCCAGUCUCUAUGUGGAUCAUCAGGAGAUUACAGGAUUUAAAGGAGAUAGUAUAACCAUCAAUUGUCACAGUAACUCUGGAGAAAUUGCGUGGUGCAGGCUGGGCAGCUCCUGUGUGACGACGUCGUCUGGACCAAUAGAUGGAACAAGAGUGACCACCAAUGCAAGUGUCCCCAAUGUUUUCACUGUGACUAUGAGUGGACUGAGGACAGAGAGCAGCGGCUGGUAUUGGUGUGCUAAAGGAGACCUACAGAUGCCAGUACAUGUAACUGUUACUGAGCAACCUGCCAAUAGAAUUCACAGCAUAACAACAGUCAAUGAAGUGUCAGUGAAGGCUGGAGACUCAAUCUCCAUCCCAUGUCUCUAUGACUCACAGUACAAGAACCAUGUGAAAUACUUGUUUAAAGGAAAUUAUUGGUCCUCCUGCUCUUAUGUAGUUAAAACAAACCAACAAAAUUCAGGAAAGUUUUCAAUCUCUGACGACAAAAGUCGAAGAAUCUUCACUGUGACUAUAAAAGAUGUGACGGAUAAAGACACUGAUUAUUACUGGUGUGUUGUGGAGAUUAAUAAUGGGCCAGAUGUCGGAGAGAAGUUUCACCUUUCCGUCACCAGAGGUACGCCCAGUCUCUAUGUGGAUCAUCAGGAGAUUACAGGAUUUAAAGGACAUACUAUAACCAUAAACUGUCACUAUCGUAACUCUGGAGAAAUUGCGUGGUGCAGGCUGGGCAGCUCCUGUGUGACGACGUCGUCUGGAUCAAUAGAUGGAACAAGAGUGACCAUCAAUGCAAAUGUCCCCAAUGUUUUCACUGUGACUAUGAGUGGACUGAGGACAGAGAGCAGCGGCUGGUAUUGGUUUGCUAAAGGAAGCUUACAGAUGCCAGUACAUGUAACUGUUACUGAGCAACCUGCCACUAGAAUUCACACCAUAACAACAGUCAGUGAAGUGUCAGUGAAGGCUGGAGAUUCGGUCACUAUCCCAUGUCUCUAUGACUCACAGCACAUGAACCAUGUGAAAUACUUCUGUAAAGGAUAUUAUUGGGAUUACUGCUCUUAUGCAGUUACAACAAACCAACAAAAUUCAGGAAAGUUUUCAAUCUCUGAUGACAAAAAGCAAAGAAUCUUCACUGUGACGAUAAAAGAUCUGACGGAUGAGGACGUUGAUUACUGGUGUGCUGUGGAGAUUGAUAGAGGGCUAGAUGUCGGAGAGUAUUUUCACCUGUCGGUCACCAGAGGUACGCCCAGUCUCUAUGUGGAUCAUCAGGAGAUUACAGGAUUUAAAGGACAUAGUAUAACCAUCAAUUGUCACUAUCGUAACUCUGGAGAAAAUGCGUGGUGCAGGCCGGACGUCUUCUGUGUGAAUACGUCGUCUGGAUCAAUGGAUGGAACAAGAGUGACCAUCAGUAGGAGUGUCCCCAAUGUUUUCACUGUGACAAUGAGUGGACUGAGGACAGGGAGCAGCAGCUGGUAUUGGUGUGUUAAAGGAAACUUACAGAUGCCAGUACAUGUAACUGUUACUGAGCAACCUGCCACUAGAAUUCACAGCAUGACAGUCAGUGAAGUGUCAGGGAAGGCUGGAGAUUCAAUCUCCAUCCCAUGUCUCUAUUACUUACAGCACAUGAACCAUGUGAAAUACUUCUGUAAAGGAAAUCAUUGGUCCUCCUGCUCUGAUGUAGUUAAAACAAACCAACCAAGUAGUUCAGGAAAGUUUUCAAUCUCUGAUGACAAAAGCAGAGGAAUCUUCACUGUGACUAUAAAAGAUCUGACUGAUGAGGACACUGAUGAUUACUGGUGUGCUGUGGAGAUUGAUGACGGGCCACAUGACGGAGAGAAGUUUCACCUUUCGGUCACCAGAGAUACGCCCAGUCUCUAUGUGGAUCAUCAGGAGAUUACAGGAUAUAAAGGAUAUAGUAUAACCAUCAACUGUCACUAUCAUAACCCUGGAGAAAUUGCGUGGUGCGGGAGCAGCUCCUGUGUGACAACGUCGUCUGAAUUAAUAGAUGGAACAAGAGUAACCAUCAGUAGGAGUGUCCCCAAUGUUUUCACUGUGACUAUGAGUGAACUGAUGACAGAGAGCAGCGGCUGGUAUAUGUGUGUUAAAGGAGACUUACAGAUGCCAGUACAUGUAACUGUUACUGAGCCACCUGCCACUAGAAUUCACAGCAUAACAACAGUCAGUGGAGUGUCAGUGAAGGCUGGAGAUUCAAUCUCCAUCCCAUGUCUCUAUGACUCACAGUACAAGAACCAUGUGAAAUACUUCUGUAAAGGAAAUCAUUGGUCCUCCUGCUCUGAUGCAGUUAAAACAAACCAACCAAGUAGUUCAGGAAAGUUUUCAAUCGCUGAUGACAAAAGCAGAGGAAUCUUCACUGUGACUAUAAAAGAUCUGACGGAUAAAGACGGUGAUGAUUACUGGUGUGCUGUGGAGAUUGAUGACAGGCCACAUGACGGAGAGAAGUUUCACCUUUCGGUCACCAGAGAUACGCCCAGUCUCUAUGUGGAUCAUCAGGAGAUUACAGGAUAUAAAGGAUAUAGUAUAACCAUCAAUUGUCACUAUCAUAACUCUGGAGAAAGUGCGUGGUGCAGGCUGGGCAGCUCCUGUGUGACGACGUCGUCUGGAUCAAUAGAUGGAACAAGAGUGACCAUCAGUAGGAGUGUCCCCAAUGUUUUCACUGUGACUAUGAGUGAACUGAGGACAGAGAGCAGCGGCUGGUAUUGGUGUCUUAAAGGAGACUUACAGAUGCCAGUACAUUUAACUGUUACUGAGCAACCUGCCAAUAGAAUUCACACCAUAACAACAGUCAGUGAAGUGUCAGUGAAGGCUGGAGAUUCAAUCUCCAUCCCAUGUCUCUAUGACUCACAGCACAUGAACCAUGUGAAAUACUUCUGUAAAGGAAAUCAUUGGUCCUCCUGCUCUGAUGCAGUUAAAUCAAACCAACCAAGUAAUUCAGGAAAGUUUUCAGUCUCUGUUGACAAAAGCAGAGGAAUCUUCACUGUGACUAUAAAAGAUGUGACGGAUAAAGACGCUGAUGAUUACUGGUGUGCUGUGGAGAUUGAUGACGGGCCACAUGACGGAGAGAAGUUUCACCUUUCGGUCACCAGAGAUACGCCCAGUCUCUAUGUGGAUCAUCAGGAGAUUACAGGAUAUAAAGGAUAUAGUAUAACCAUCAAUUGUCACUAUCAUAACUCUGGAGAAAGUGCGUGGUGCAGGCUGGGCAGCUCCUGUGUGACGACGUCGUCUGGAUUAAUAGAUGGAACAAGAGUGACCAUCAGUAGGAGUGUCCCCAAUGUUUUCACUGUGACUAUGAGUGAACUGAUGACAGAGAGCAGCGGCUGGUAUUGGUGUCUUAAAGGAGACUUACAGAUGCCAGUACAUGUAACUGUUACUGAGCAACCUGCCAAUAGAAUUCACACCAUAACAACAGUCAGUGGAGUGUCAGGGAAGGCUGGAGAUUCGGUCACUAUCCCAUGUCUCUAUGACUCACAGCACAUGAACCAUGUGAAAUACUUCUGUAAAGGAAAUCAUUGGUCCUCCUGCUCUGAUGCAGUUAAAUCAAACCAACCAAGUAGUUCAGGAAAGUUUUCAGUCUCUGUUGACAAAAGCAGAGGAAUCUUCACUGUGACUAUAAAAGAUGUGACGGAUAAAGACGCUGAUGAUUACUGGUGUGCUGUGGAGAUUGAUGAAAGGCCACAUGACGGAGAGAAGUUUCACCUUUCGGUCACCAGAGAUACACCCGGUCUCUAUGUGGAUCAGCAGGAGAUUACAGGAUAUAAAGGAUAUAGUAUAACCAUCAAUUGUCACUAUCAUAACCCUGGAGAAAGUGCGUGGUGCAGGGGCAGCUCCUGUGUGACGACGUCGUCUGGAUCAAUAGAUGGAACAAAAGUAACCAUCAGUAGGAGUGUCCCCAAUGUUUUCACUGUGACUAUGAGUGAACUGAUGACAGAGAGCAGCGGCUGGUAUAUGUGUGUUAAAGGAGACUUACAGAUGCCAGUACAUGUAACUGUUACUGAGCAACCUGCCGAUAGAAUUCACACCAUAACAACAGUCAGUGAAGUGUCAGUGAAGGCUGGAGAUUCAAUCUCCAUCCCAUGUCUCUAUGACUCACAGCACAUGAACCAUGUGAAAUACUUCUGUAAAGGAAAUCAUUGGUCCUCCUGCUCUGAUGCAGUUAAAUCAAACCAACCAAGUAAUUCAGGAAAGUUUUCAGUCUCUGUUGACAAAAGCAGAGGAAUCUUCACUGUGACUAUAAAAGAUGUGACGGAUAAAGACGCUGAUGAUUACUGGUGUGCUGUGGAGAUUGAUGACAGGCCACAUGACGGAGAGAAGUUUCACCUUUCGGUCACCAGAGAUACGCCCAGUCUCUAUGUGGAUCAUCAGGAGAUUACAGGAUAUAAAGGAUAUAGUAUAACCAUCAAUUGUCACUAUCAUAACUCUGGAGAAAGUGCGUGGUGCAGGCUGGGCAGCUCCUGUGUGACGACGUCGUCUGGAUCAAUAGAUGGAACAAGAGUGACCAUCAGUAGGAGUGUCCCCAAUGUUUUCACUGUGACUAUGAGUGAACUGAGGACAGAGAGCAGCGGCUGGUAUUGGUGUCUUAAAGGAGACUUACAGAUGCCAGUACAUUUAACUGUUACUGAGCAACCUGCCAAUAGAAUUCACACCAUAACAACAGUCAGUGGAGUGUCAGGGAAGGCUGGAGAUUCGGUCACUAUCCCAUGUCUCUAUGACUCACAGCACAUGAACCAUGUGAAAUACUUCUGUAAAGGAAAUCAUUGGUCCUCCUGCUCUGAUGCAGUUAAAUCAAACCAACCAAGUAGUUCAGGAAAGUUUUCAGUCUCUGUUGACAAAAGCAGAGGAAUCUUCACUGUGACUAUAAAAGAUGUGACGGAUAAAGACGCUGAUGAUUACUGGUGUGCUGUGGAGAUUGAUGAAAGGCCACAUGACGGAGAGAAGUUUCACCUUUCGGUCACCAGAGAUACACCCGGUCUCUAUGUGGAUCAGCAGGAGAUUACAGGAUAUAAAGGAUAUAGUAUAACCAUCAAUUGUCACUAUCAUAACCCUGGAGAAAGUGCGUGGUGCAGGGGCAGCUCCUGUGUGACGACGUCGUCUGGAUCAAUAGAUGGAACAAAAGUAACCAUCAGUAGGAGUGUCCCCAAUGUUUUCACUGUGACUAUGAGUGAACUGAUGACAGAGAGCAGCGGCUGGUAUAUGUGUGUUAAAGGAGACUUACAGAUGCCAGUACAUGUAACUGUUACUGAGCAACCUGCCGAUAGAAUUCACACCAUAACAACAGUCAGUGAAGUGUCAGUGAAGGCUGGAGAUUCAAUCUCCAUCCCAUGUCUCUAUGACUCACAGCACAUGAACCAUGUGAAAUACUUCUGUAAAGGAAAUCAUUGGUCCUCCUGCUCUGAUGCAGUUAAAUCAAACCAACCAAGUAAUUCAGGAAAGUUUUCAGUCUCUGUUGACAAAAGCAGAGGAAUCUUCACUGUGACUAUAAAAGAUGUGACGGAUAAAGACGCUGAUGAUUACUGGUGUGCUGUGGAGAUUGAUGACAGGCCACAUGACGGAGAGAAGUUUCACCUUUCGGUCACCAGAGAUACGCCCAGUCUCUAUGUGGAUCAUCAGGAGAUUACAGGAUAUAAAGGAUAUAGUAUAACCAUCAAUUGUCACUAUCAUAACUCUGGAGAAAGUGCGUGGUGCAGGCUGGGCAGCUCCUGUGUGACGACGUCGUCUGGAUCAAUAGAUGGAACAAGAGUGACCAUCAGUAGGAGUGUCCCCAAUGUUUUCACUGUGACUAUGAGUGAACUGAGGACAGAGAGCAGCGGCUGGUAUUGGUGUCUUAAAGGAGACUUACAGAUGCCAGUACAUUUAACUGUUACUGAGCAACCUGCCAAUAGAAUUCACACCAUAACAACAGUCAGUGGAGUGUCAGGGAAGGCUGGAGAUUCGGUCACUAUCCCAUGUCUCUAUGACUCACAGCACAUGAACCAUGUGAAAUACUUCUGUAAAGGAAAUCAUUGGUCCUCCUGCUCUGAUGCAGUUAAAUCAAACCAACCAAGUAGUUCAGGAAAGUUUUCAGUCUCUGUUGACAAAAGCAGAGGAAUCUUCACUGUGACUAUAAAAGAUGUGACGGAUAAAGACGCUGAUGAUUACUGGUGUGCUGUGGAGAUUGAUGACAGGCCACAUGACGGAGAGAAGUUUCACCUUUCGGUCACCAGAGAUACGCCCAGUCUCUAUGUGGAUCAUCAGGAGAUUACAGGAUAUAAAGGAUAUAGUAUAACCAUCAAUUGUCACUAUCAUAACUCUGGAGAAAGUGCGUGGUGCAGGCUGGGCAGCUCCUGUGUGACGACGUCGUCUGGAUUAAUAGAUGGAACAAGAGUGACCAUCAGUAGGAGUGUCCCCAAUGUUUUCACUGUGACUAUGAGUGAACUGAUGACAGAGAGCAGCGGCUGGUAUUGGUGUCUUAAAGGAGACUUACAGAUGCCAGUACAUGUAACUGUUACUGAGCAACCUGCCAAUAGAAUUCACACCAUAACAACAGUCAGUGGAGUGUCAGGGAAGGCUGGAGAUUCGGUCACUAUCCCAUGUCUCUAUGACUCACAGCACAUGAACCAUGUGAAAUACUUCUGUAAAGGAAAUCAUUGGUCCUCCUGCUCUGAUGCAGUUAAAACAAACCAACCAAGUAGUUCAGGAAAGUUUUCAAUCUCUGAUGACAAAAGCAGAGGAAUCUUCACUGUGACUAUAAAAGAUGUGACUGAUGAGGACACUGAUGAUUACUGGUGUGCUGUGGAGAUUGAUGACGGGCCACAUGACGGAGAGAAGUUUCACCUUUCGGUCACCAGAGAUACGCCCAGUCUCUAUGUGGAUCAUCAGGAGAUUACAGGAUAUAAAGGAUAUAGUAUAACCAUCAAUUGUCACUAUCAUAACUCUGGAGAAAGUGCGUGGUGCAGGCUGGGCAGCUCCUGUGUGACGACGUCGUCUGGAUUAAUAGAUGGAACAAGAGUGACCAUCAGUAGGAGUGUCCCCAAUGUUUUCACUGUGACUAUGAGUGAACUGAUGACAGAGAGCAGCGGCUGGUAUUGGUGUCUUAAAGGAGACUUACAGAUGCCAGUACAUUUCACUGUUACUGAGCAACCUGCCAAUAGAAUUCACACCAUAACAACAGUCAGUGAAGUGUCAGUGAAGGCUGGAGAUUCAAUCUCCAUCCCAUGUCUCUAUGACUCACAGCACAAGAACCAUGUGAAAUACUUCUGUAAAGGAAAUCAUUGGUCCUCCUGCUCUGAUGCAGUUAAAACAAACCAACCAAGUAGUUCAGGAAAGUUUUCAAUCUCUGAUGACAAAAGCAGAGGAAUCUUCACUGUGACUAUGAAAGAUGUGACGGAUAAAGACGCUGAUGAUUAUUGGUGUGCUGUGGAGAUUGAUGACAGGCCACAUGACGGAGAGAAGUUUCACCUUUCGGUCACCAGAGAUACGCCCGGUCUCUAUGUGGAUCAUCAGGAGAUUACCGGAUAUAAAGGAUAUAGUAUAACCAUCAAUUGUCACUAUCAUAACCCUGGAGAAAGUGCGUGGUGCAGGGGCAGCUCCUGUGUGACGACGUCGUCUGGAUCAAUAGAUGGAACAAGAGUAACCAUCAGUAGGAGUGUCCCCAAUGUUUUCACUGUGACUAUGAGUGAACUGAGGACAGAGAGCAGCGGCUGGUAUAUGUGUGUUAAAGGAGACUUACAGAUGCCAGUACAUGUAACUGUUACUGAGCAACCUGCCAAUAGAAUUCACACCAUAACAACAGUCAGUGAAGUGUCAGUGAAGGCUGGAGAUUCAAUCUCCAUCCCAUGUCUCUAUGACUCACAGCACAUGAACCAUGUGAAAUACUUCUGUAAAGGAAAUCAUUGGUCCUCCUGCUCUGAUGUAAUUAAAACAAACCAACCAAGUAGUUCAGGAAAGUUUUCAAUCUCUGAUGACAAAAGCAGAGGAAUCUUCACUGUGACUAUGAAAGAUCUGACGGAUAAAGACGCUGAUGAUUACUGGUGUGCUGUGGAGAUUGAUGAAAGGCCACAUGACGGAGAGAAGUUUCACCUUUCGGUCACCAGAGAUACGCCCAGUCUCUAUGUGGAUCAUCAGGAGAUUACCGGAUUUGAAGGAGGUGAUAUAACCAUCAAUUGUCACUAUCAUAACUCUGGAGAAAGUGCGUGGUGCAGGGGCAGCUCCUGUGUGAACACGUCGUCUGGAUUAAUAGAUGGAACAAGAGUGACCAUCAGUAGGAGUGUCCCCAAUGUUUUCACUGUGACUAUGAGUGAACUGAUGACAGAGAGCAGCGGCUGGUAUAUGUGUGCUAAAGGAAACUUACAGAUGCCAGUACAUGUAAAUGUUACUGAGCAACCUGCCAAUAGAAUUCACAGCAUAACAACAGUCAGUGGAGUUUCAGUGAAGGCUGGAGAUUCAAUCUCCAUCCCAUGUCUCUAUGACUCACAGUACAUGAACCAUGUGAAAUACUUCUGUAAAGGACAUUUUUUGUCCUCCUGCUCUUAUGCAGUUAAAACAAACCAACCAAGUAGUUCAGGAAAGUUUUCAAUCUCUGAUGACAAAAACAGAGGAAUCUUCACUGUGACUAUAAAAGAUCUGACUGAUGAGGACACUGAUUAUUACUGGUGUGCUGUGGAGAUUGAUGACGGGCCACAUGACGGAGAGAAGUUUCACCUUUCGGUCACCAGAGGUACGCCCAGUCUCUAUGUGGAUCAUCAGGAGAUUACAGGAUUUAAAGGACAUAGUAUAACCAUAAAUUGUCACUAUCGUAACUCUGGAGAAAUUGCGUGGUGCAGGCUGGGCAGCUCCUGUGUGAAUACGUCGUCUGGAUCAAUGGAUGGAACAAGAGUAAACAUCAAUGCAAAUGUCCCCAAUGUUUUCACUGUGACUAUGAGUGGACUGAGGACAGAGAGCAGCGGCUGGUAUUGGUGUCUUAAAGGAGACUUACAGAUGCCAGUACAUGUAACUGUUACUGAGCAACCUGCCAAUACCACUCUUACAGCAACAAGCCAUUUAACCACCUUAUCAUCAACUCCUGAGCCUGUGAAUGUCACCACUGUUUUUGAGAAACCUGCCACUAACACAGCAACAGGUUUAACCCCUGUGUCACCCACUCUUGAACCUGUGAAUCUCACCCCUGCACCCACAGCUCAGGGUGUACACCCAAGUCCUUCUGAACACCUAAAGAUUUUCGGCAUCCGUCUGAGCGUGUUGGUCCUCGUUGUCAUGGUGACCUUGUUCAUCUGUUUUAUGAUCAAAAGACACAUGCAGAUCAGAGCAGAAUCAUCAGACACAACAACGGCUGAAGAGGAAGUAAGAUACGUGAGAAGAACUUCAGAUGAGAGGUCUGAUGCAGAGAGUGAUGUGGAUGGAAUAUAAAGGGUGAAUAUUAAGAUAA
Molecule: messenger RNA, 10426 nt
Organism: Sebastes umbrosus (honeycomb rockfish)
Lineage: Eukaryota; Metazoa; Chordata; Actinopteri; Perciformes; Sebastidae
Exons: 40
Coding region: 34-10407 (3457 amino acids)
Source: RefSeq, a predicted model, not a curated record